AUGCAGAUCACGCCGGCCUUCAUGGACCUCUCUUCCCCGAGUAUCAAAUCAAAACCCCCACAGAGCGUCCCCGACAGACAUAUAAUUGACCCCGUGGGCCCUCCAGAGAGCCAAUUACUCCAUUCAAACGUCUUGAUGGGUGCAUCUACCUCGGGAGAUUGGCAAAGCCCCGCCCAGGCUCAAUUAGAGGCUAGCUUGAUGACAUCUGCGGAAACACCGGGUUCAAACCGAACUCGGCCUGCUCGUCGGACCACUCAACCGACAAGUCUUGAUGUCGAACCUGUCGCAGUAACCACAAAAUCCAAAACGAGAAAGUCAAAGGCACCGACUAAGCGGAAACGCCUGAUUCGGCAGAUAAACAUAGUGUGCACAGGCUGCUAUCGAGGAAAUAGCCCUUCAAACAACUUCAUUGUGCUUUGUGAUGGGUGUGACAGACCAUGGCACCAAAAAUGCCAUAACCCUAAUAUUGGAAACGAAGUCGUUCAUAUAGCAGACAUGGAUUGGUUUUGCAGCAAGUGCAACCCAAACCAACCGCGCCAGCUCAAAGCCAAAAAGCCCCCGGUCAAGAAGCCCGGACCUGCAAAGAUCACAAUGCCUCCCCAAAAACUUGGCCGAUGCCACUCAGAGGAGGAGCGCCGAGCGUAUCUUUCAUCGCUUUCACACGACGCACUGGUGCAACUCCUGCUCCGAAUCUCAAAUGAGUGGCCCCUCGUCCCUAUCUUUCCUCCCGGCAUGCAAAUGGCUUCCGAAGCACCAGCUGCCCCUGUGGCUCUCAGCAACGUCGUCAAUCAACCCCCCAUCUCUUCCAAUGUCGAUCAGGCUCAGGCCUCUGCCACACAACCCACCCUCGGAGCUCUGUCCCACCUCGCAUCGCCGGCAAUGCGUGCACCUGCUCGUAUCUCGUAUGCAGAAUCGUCGGACUCUGAUCCACUCAGCGACAUUGAAUCUGACACACGCUCACCGCUUCCAUCUCCUGUUCCUUCUCUAGGUGGCUCCCAGCAUGACUAUGAUUAUGACUCGGAAGAUUAUCGUGCAUACCCUGAGGCUGGCCACGGCUUCGAUGUUCCCAUGUCGGCGGAUGAUCUUGACAUCAUGGCCGAGGACGAGCACUACCCUGCGUUCAGUCAUGCCAUUCGGGGGGCUUACAAGGCCCAAAAACAAAUCUUAGAACCUUUUGGCCAACGCGAGCAAUGA
Molecule: messenger RNA, 1194 nt
Organism: Penicillium salamii
Lineage: Eukaryota; Fungi; Ascomycota; Eurotiomycetes; Eurotiales; Aspergillaceae
Source: the annotation of a GenBank genome assembly